Miscanthus lutarioriparius is the source of this 1617-nucleotide messenger RNA. Lineage: Eukaryota; Viridiplantae; Streptophyta; Magnoliopsida; Poales; Poaceae. The record is from the annotation of a GenBank genome assembly.
AUGCAGCUCUUCGCGGAUGUGGCCAUCUCGAUGGACGGGAGCGUGAGCAGCUUCACCACGCGCCGCCGCCUCGUCUUGGUCGCGGCCUUCCCCCAGCCCAUCGGGGAGCACGGGCGGCGGAGCACUGGUGGCGGCGGGGCCGGCGGAUCCGGCGGCGCGAGGGUCGAGGACGGGGAACGACGGGAGGAGGUCAGAGGGGCGGCGCCGACUCAGGCCCCAUGGCGGCGGGGAAGACGGAGGGUACAUGGAGGCGAGCAGCGCCGCCGCCAUCUCCAGGUCCAGCGCGAAGGAACGGCGGACCGGUUUGGGGCCGACAGAUCCGGCGAGGUGAGGGUCUUCGGCUUCGUUCCGACUCUUGUCGCGUCGCAGUCCUUCAUCGGCAUCAACUACGGCGAAGUGGCCGACAACCUCCCUCCGCCGUCGUCCACGGCGCGUCUCCUCCGGUCCACAACCAUCACCAAGGUGCGCCUCUACGGGACGGACCCGGCCAUCAUCUCCGCCUUCGCCGGCACAGGCAUCUCGCUCCUCCUCGGCGCCACCAACGGCGACAUCGCUAACCUCGCGUCCUCGCCCGCCGCUGCCGCGGCCUGGGUCGCCGCGCACCUGCCCGCCUCGUCGCCGGCCGUCUCUACCGUCUCCGUCGGCAACGAGGUCCUCUUCGCCGACGCCUCGCUCGCCUCGCAGCUCGUCCCGGCCAUGCAGAACCUGUACGACGCGCUGCCGCCCAACUCCAGCGUCAAGGUCUCCACCGUGAACGCCAUGGACGUGCUCGCGAGCUCCGACCCGCCCUCCUCCGGCGCGUUCAAGCCGGAGCUCGCGGCGGCGCUCGACCCGCUGCUGGCGUUCCUGAGCAAGACCGGCUCGCCGUUCCUUAUCAACCCGUACCCUUACUUCGCGUACCUCAGCGAUCCGCGGCCGGAGACGCUGGCCUUCUGCCUGUUCCAGCCCAACGCCGGCCGCCCGGACGCCGGGUCCGGGCUCAGGUACACCAACAUGUUCGACGCGCAGGUCGACGCCGUGCGCGCCGCGCUGGACGCCAAGGGGUACAAGGACGUGGAGAUCGUGGUGGCCGAGACCGGGUGGCCGCACAAGGGCGACCCCGACGAGGCCGGCGCCACGGUGGAGAACGCGCGCGCCUUCGUGUCGGGCCUCGUGUCCCACCUCAGCUCUCUGGCCGGCACGCCGCGCGCGCCCGGCAAGUCGGUGGAGACGUACAUCUUUGCCAUGUACGACGAGGACCUCAAGCCGGGCAAGGCGUCGGAGCGCUACUUCGGGCUGUUCCAGACCAGCCUCACCGAGACGUAUCCGACGGGGUUGCUCAGGAACGGCACGGCCGGACUGAUACCAGCCACGGCGCCGGCUGCGGCGCCAACGACGUCCGCCCCAGCGCUAAAGCCAACCCCAGGGCAGCAGCCACAGGUGACUCCAGGGCAGCAGGGCUCGACGGCGGCAGCUGGGCCUUCCGGCCUCUGCACGCCGGGGCCAGGGACGGCUACGUCGAGAGGGACCACCACCACCGCUUGCGUUCAUCCUAAUGCUGCUGAAUCGUCUCGCACUUCCUCAAUGCUGCCUGUUAUUGCUGGCUUUUGGUUCGUAGCUUUGCAGAUGUUUAUAUGA